AGAAAUGUAGAUAGAAAAUUUAUAGUAAUAUAAUUUAAUAAACGUUAUACAGGAAUGUCCUGAAUGUUGGAUGACAGGGUUAGACAGCAGCAGCAUACCUUCCAGGUUUCAAUAUACACUCUUUAUCGUCGUGGAGAAAUUAGCAGCGAGUGGUUACGGUGGUUUCGUGCCAAGAACAAGCGGUCACAUUGUACUGAGCUUUGUUCUUAUACUCAUUGGUAGAGUGCUCGAAUGUUACAUUGCAGUGAUGCUGAUUCAAAUAAAAGCAGGAAAACAAGCAUCGGAAUCGAAAUUUCAAGAAAUAAUAAAUCAGUUAUGCGCUUACACGAGUCAAAAGCAAUUACCAAAGCAUAUGAAGAUUCGUCUUCUGGCUUAUUACUAUUAUCGUUUUAGGAAUAGUUACUUUCGCGAAAAGUCUAUCUUAUCUAAUUUAUCAGAACAAUUACGUCAAGAGAUUGCGCUUCAAUCGAGCCAUCGUUUAGUCGAAAAUGUAACAAUAUUCAAAGACUUACCCAAAUACGUUUUACGAUCCAUCAUAAAGAAUUUGAAAUUCGAGCUUUAUCUACCGAACGACGUGAUCAUCAAAGCAGGAGCUUAUGGCGAUUGUAUGUUCUUUUUAUCUGCUGGGACUGUCGCUGUACUAACACCCACUGGCAAAGAGAUCUGUCACCUGGACGACGGAGCCCAUUUUGGAGAAGUAGCGCUUCUAGUUGGUGAACAAAGAAGAGUCGCAAGCGUGAUCGCGAUUGAAGUGUGCGAGGUGUACCGUUUGGAUCGCAAAGAUUUUCGAAAGUGCAUCUCCGUGCACACGGAAUUAUUCGCGAAGAUCGAGAGACUCGCGACCGAGAGGAUCGAGAGAGCUAUGAUCAUUGAAGAACACCAUAAACGUCAUCUUAAGCGAAGUUCUGUUCAAGCUGAUAGAAAAACUGUAGGACGUUACUAAAAAGAGAAUAGUUCGAAUAAUACGUAAUAUUAUACUCAAUAAUAAUAAAUGUUAAUAUAGUAAUUAUGUUAAUAAUUCUUGUAAUUAUUAAAUAAACAAUGUGAUAUAAAGAUUUAAAUGCAACAAAAUAUUGUUAGAAAAAUUCACAUACCUAUUAAUUACGAGAAAGAAUAAUCCUCAUCAAGAAGUCGCUGAUAGCAACAAAGUUCCUCGAUAAGAAAAAUAAUCAUGCUAAUCGUUUAAUCAUAUAUUUAAGGAUCUUAUAUAUUAUUAUUG
This is a messenger RNA of Bombus impatiens (common eastern bumble bee), 1219 nucleotides long. Its product is annotated as potassium/sodium hyperpolarization-activated cyclic nucleotide-gated channel 3-like. The record is from RefSeq and is a predicted model, not a curated record. Bases 71 to 943 code for a protein of 290 amino acids. The transcript has 4 exons. NCBI's taxonomy places the organism in Eukaryota, Metazoa, Arthropoda, Insecta, Hymenoptera, Apidae.